AUGGAGCACAUCCGUACGACCAAGGUUGAGCAAGUGAAAUUGCUCGACCGAUUCAGUACGAGCAACAAGUCGUUAACAGGAACGCUGUAUCUCACGGCCACACAUCUGCUGUUUAUAGACUCUCAUCAGAAAGAAACCUGGAUACUGCACCACCAUAUUGCCUUGGUGGAGAAACUAGCUCUCACGACUUCUGGAUGCCCUCUUGUGAUCCAGUGCAAGAACUUCCGGACUGUGCAUUUCAUUGUUCCCAGAGAAAGAGACUGCCACGACAUUUACAACUCUUUGCUACAGCUGUCAAAACAAGCAAAAUAUGAAGAUCUCUAUGCAUUCUCUUAUAAUCCCAAACAAAAUGAUUCAGAAAGGCUGCGAGGUUGGCAGCUCGUUGACCUCGCUGAAGAGUAUAAGAGGAUGGGCGUGCCGAAUUCCAACUGGCAGCUGUCCGACGCCAACCGCGACUACAAGAUUUGUGAAACUUACCCCAGAGAACUUUAUGUUCCCCGAAUAGCAAGCAAACCAAUCAUUGUUGGUAGUUCCAAGUUCCGGAGCAAGGGGAGGUUCCCAGUUCUUUCCUACUAUCAUCAAAAUAAGGAGGCUGCCAUUUGUCGAUGUAGUCAGCCACUGUCAGGAUUCAGUGCCCGGUGCCUGGAGGAUGAACACUUGCUUCAGGCCAUCAGCAAAGCCAACCCAGCCAACCGCUACAUGUAUGUCAUGGACACCAGGCCCAGACUGAAUGCAAUGGCCAACAGAGCAGCUGGAAAAGGUUAUGAAAAUGAAGACAACUAUUCUAAUAUUAGAUUUCAGUUUGUUGGAAUUGAAAAUAUUCAUGUCAUGCGGUCCAGCCUUCAGAAAUUAUUGGAAGUCAACGGUACCAAAGGGCUUUCCGUCAGUGAUUUCUACUCAGGUCUGGAGAACGCAGGAUGGCUGCGCCACAUCAAAGCCGUUACGGACGCUGCAAUCUUCUUAGCCAGAGCAAUAAUGGUUGAAAACGCGAGUGUGUUGGUACAUUGCUCUGAUGGCUGGGACAGGACUUCCCAGGUCUGUUCCCUGGGCUCUCUCUUAUUGGAUCCCUACUACAGGACAAUCAGAGGAUUCAUGGUUUUAAUAGAAAAAGAUUGGAUCUCCUUUGGACAUAAAUAUUCGGAGAGGUGUGGCCAUUUGGAUGGUGACCCAAAGGAAGUUUCACCGGUGUUUACUCAGUUCUUGGAAUGUGUGUGGCAGUUGACUGAACAGUUUCCACAAGCCUUCGAAUUCAAUGAAGCGUUUCUUCUUCAGAUCCAUGAACAUAUUCAUUCAUGCCAAUUUGGAAACUUCAUUGGAAAUUGUCAGAAGGAAAGAGAAGAACUCAAGUUAAAGGAGAGGACUCACUCCCUGUGGCCGUUCCUCUUGGGUGACCGGCAGAAGUACUGCAAUCCUCUCUACAGCUCCGCGUCUCAGAAGCUGGCAGUUUUGGAGCCGAAUACAGUAUCUUUCAAUUUUAAGUUUUGGAGAAACAUGUACCACCAGUUUGAUCGAACAUUGCAUCCUAGGCAGUCUGUGUUUAAUAUAAUUAUGAAUAUGAAUGAGCAAAAUAAGCAGUUACAGAAAGAUGUUAAAGACUUAGAAUCCCAAAUCAAGCAACAUAAAAAUAAGCAGACAGAUGGAGUUCUCACCAAGGAAUUGUUAAAUUCAGUUCGUCCUGAAUCACCUGCCCUCAAAACCUCCUUGUGUCUCAAGGAGCAGACUCUGCUGCCUGUGAAUGAUGCCCUCCGAACUAUAGAGGGCAGCAACCCCGCAGAUAACCGCUACAGCGAGUACGCGGACGAGUUUUCCAAAGCGGAGCCUGCUGUGGUCAGCUCGGAAUAUGGCGUGGCCAGAAUGACGUGUUAG
Messenger RNA from Lipotes vexillifer (Yangtze River dolphin), 1866 nucleotides. It is a transcript of the gene MTMR6, whose product is annotated as myotubularin related protein 6. The record is from RefSeq and is a predicted model, not a curated record. Gene Ontology annotation, biological process: phosphatidylinositol dephosphorylation. Bases 1 to 1866 code for a protein of 621 amino acids. The transcript is spliced from 14 exons. Gene Ontology annotation, molecular function: phosphatidylinositol-3,5-bisphosphate phosphatase activity; phosphatidylinositol-3-phosphate phosphatase activity. Lineage: Eukaryota; Metazoa; Chordata; Mammalia; Artiodactyla; Lipotidae. Gene Ontology annotation, cellular component: cytoplasm; nuclear envelope.